This is a messenger RNA of Trifolium pratense (red clover), 2210 nucleotides long. RefSeq names its product O-fucosyltransferase 38. Gene Ontology annotation, cellular component: cytoplasm; nucleus. The record is from RefSeq and is a predicted model, not a curated record. The coding region runs from base 256 to 1791 and encodes 511 amino acids. Lineage: Eukaryota; Viridiplantae; Streptophyta; Magnoliopsida; Fabales; Fabaceae. The transcript is spliced from 11 exons.
AGAAUUCGGAGCGAAUUCUGACAUCAAGUGGUCCAAAAUACAUUUGCGGGGAUCGAACCGCGAUUCUCCCUACUAAGUUCAACGCCAACCAUCCCUUAAUCAACUUUUGUUUUUUUUUUUUUUUUACAAAAGAGUUAAUUAAGUACUUAUCCAAUGUGUUAGUUUCCAAAUCCAUUUCUUUCGCAUAACAGUGUGCCAUUUUUUGUUUUUCUUCUUUCACUAUGCAGUAAUAAUAAUGGUGUCUGGCUGGAGUUGAUGCAGACACGAGUUUAUGAGUAUCGAAGAAGAAGAAACAAUCGAAGCAAUAGAAUAGAGAUGGCUAGAUUUCAUACCAGAAAACCAUCUCUCAGUAUCGUCACUUUCUACACCAUUUUCAUAUUCGCUUUCUCCAUUUCCAUCUUCAUCUUAUACGUAAGAACCUUCAACGCCGAUCAAGAUCAACCACAACCUUACCAGGUGCCAAAACCACCUAGGUACGAAUACAACGACCAACUUUGGGAUUCGCCAUACAGUCGUGGAUUCCAUCCUUGUGUCAACCCAACUGCUAAAUAUAAAGGUGUCCAACAAUUUGAUCGCUAUCUGUCUGUUAGAAGUAACGGUGGACUCAAUCAAAUGCGAACUGGUAUAGCAGACAUGGUUGCUGUGGCACAUAUAAUGAAUGCAACUUUAGUCAUCCCUCAAUUGGACAGACGUUCAUUCUGGCAAGAUUCGAGUGUAUUUUCAGACAUAUUCGAUGAGUUUCAUUUCAUUGAAUCCCUGAAAGGAGAUAUCAGGAUUGUUCAGGAACUUCCCAAGACUUUGGAAGCUGCUCCCCGGGCUAGGAAACACUUUACUUCCUGGGCUGGCGUUGGUUACUAUGAAGAGAUGACGAGGUUAUGGAAUGACUAUCAGGUGAUACAUGUUGCAAAAUCAGAUUCUCGACUUGCAAACAAUGAUCUUCCUCUAGACAUCCAGAGGUUGAGAUGCCGUGCAAUGUAUCAUGCACUUCAAUUUUCUCCUCCUAUUGAGAAUCUUGGAAAGAGGUUGGUGGAUCGGCUGAGAUCACGCGGGGGAAGAUAUAUUGCUCUCCAUCUCAGAUAUGAGAAAGAUAUGUUGUCUUUUACUGGUUGUGCUUAUGGUCUGACAGAUGCAGAAUCUGAAGAGCUCAGAAUUUUAAGGGAGACUACAAAGUAUUGGAAAGUAAAAAAGAUAAACUCAACAGAACAGAGAAUUGGAGGAUUUUGCCCACUCACUCCAAAGGAGGUUGGCAUUUUUCUUCUAGCUCUUGGGUUUCCCCCAUCAACACCAAUAUACAUUGCUGCAGGGGAGAUCUAUGGUGGCAAUACUCAUCUAUCAGAACUCUCUUCCCGCUUCCCUAAUCUAAUCUUUAAGGAAUCCCUUGCAACUGCUGAAGAGCUGAAAGCUUUCACCAACCAUGCAUCUCAAAAUGCUGCACUCGAUUACAUAAUCUCUGUAGAGAGUGAUGUAUUCGUUCCAUCGUACUCAGGAAAUAUGGCACGAGCUGUCGAGGGACACCGCAGGUUCUUAGGCCACCGUAAGACAAUUACUCCAGACAGGAAAGGACUUGUUGGAAUCUUUGAUAAGCUGGAAACUGGAGAGCUAGUAGAAGGAGUGGCACUAUCACAUAUGGUGCAGCGGAUGCACAAGAACAGGCAAGGAGCUCCAAGGAAAAGACAAGGUUCAUUACCUGGAGUUAAAGGCAGGGCACGUUUCAGGACUGAAGAGUCCUUUUACGAAAAUCCAUACCCAGAGUGUAUAUGUGGUUCGAGAAACAAACGAGAAAGAAUGUGAAGAGAAACCAUACUGCAGUUCCAGUUCCAAUCUAAAACUUUUGAAGGGUCUUGUUUAUCUGUGAAGUUAUUUUCGGUAAACUGUAAUUGUAACCAGCCAUUUCGACACACCCUUGCUUGUGCCUUGAAGCUAUGUGGUCAGUCGCAGGGUUUUCGGAAACCCAUAACAACAAACCCACAGUGUUGACAGGCUAACUCCUUAGCUGUAUUCUGACAAUUCACUUCAAGUAGCAUUGAGCCACUGACAUUAUAUAUAUUAAUUCAUAGAUAGAAUACGCCCCCCUCGCCUGUUCUUACAAAAUGAACUCUAGUUUUCAGGUGAAGCCAUUUGGGAAGGUUACAUUGUAAAGUUUAAUAACUUCCCCAUCUUUGAUUAUGUUUGUCAAGCUAGUCUCGUCAACUUAUAGUUGAUAUUUUUUA